Protopolystoma xenopodis is the source of this 372-nucleotide messenger RNA. The record is from the annotation of a GenBank genome assembly. NCBI's taxonomy places the organism in Eukaryota, Metazoa, Platyhelminthes, Monogenea, Polystomatidea, Polystomatidae.
AUGGUGGGUAAACAUACAACGCGUACUCUGCUACGUGUAGCAGGCAGUUUGAAAUCUGUUCCUGAUGCUAACUGCCCGGUAUCUUCCUCGGCUUUAGAUCACGAAGCAUGUAGAGCAUCUGGAUAUUCGAAUCAACUUUCCUGCUCCACUUGCAUCGAGUUGAAAAAAUACAGACUCGCAGUUCUUCAAGAAUCCUAUUUCUUGACGGGUAGUGCCAGGGAUCGCUUUCCUAACCUAGACGUCAACUACAAGCCAGGCUCAAAGCCAACUAUUAGUCUCCUUGACAACUCAAAAGUCGUAAAAGAGACCUUCUCUAUGGAAGGUUGGGACUUCGAUACCAUCGUUGAAUUUUUGCGCGAUCGCCUUGCAUAG